This is a messenger RNA of Prorocentrum cordatum, 996 nucleotides long. The record is from the annotation of a GenBank genome assembly. NCBI's taxonomy places the organism in Eukaryota, Dinophyceae, Prorocentrales, Prorocentraceae.
AUGGACGCAACGAGCCUGGACAUGGAACCGCAGCCCAAAGGCCCGCCGAUGGAGGAGGCUUCGCAGGCGAAGCUCAAGGUGUGGCCGCCUUGGAAGCCCUCCCUGGGGGGCCUCCAGAUCCUCGCGAAGGCAUGGAGGAGCAAGCAGAAAACAAAAGUGCCAUGGCGACCGACCAGGCAAUCAUUGGCGACUCUAUUCAACUACGUGGGGAAGUGGAAGUGCGAGGCGUGCGACUUCACCAACUUCGGCUUCCGCCAGGAGCGCAGGCAAUGCCGGAACCUGGCACCACGGGCAACUUUACUGAGGCAGAGGGAGCAGAAGGAGGAGCUGAGACAGAUCUGGCCCGAGGACCUCGAGGCAGACAGCUCGGCGACGUCUGCUCCCUCGAACAAGGACAAGAAGAGUGUCAAGGACAAGGAAAAGGAGGACAAGCACCACCAGGAGACGGAGCUCGCAGCCCAGCCGACCGCCAAGAAGAGUUCCUGCCACUACGCCGACGACGACGGGGUCAAGCGCUGGUGGGCCGAUGGCAAUCACAGUGGCGUCGAAAGCCUGAUCGAGGACUUCGGGGACGCCGAGGUGGUGGACAUGGCGACCGUCGUUGGCAGCGAAGGGGUACUUGCGGGCAGCCUGCCAUUCCUGCUAGGUCGCCCCCCCCUCCCCUCGCCCCGGCGGCGGCGCUGGCAGCGCGGCCUCCGCGGCAUGGCGCCCGCGGACACCGCCAGGGUGUAUGACCUCGAGGCUCACCACAUCGUGGACAGGAUCAAGCCACUAGACGGCGAGGUGCACGGGUUCGCGGACGAGCUCCUGGUGUUCGUCGUGGAGGAUGUCAGGCAGCUCACCGACUCGCAGGGCUGGGCCUGGAGCCGGCGCCACGAUGUCGAGAAUUUGAUCCGCGGGUCAUGCCUGCCAGAGCUCAUGCCGGCAGAAUCUCUGACUGGCAAGCUUGCGCAGCACCAUGGGAGCCAGCUGCAACGAGUUCCAGGACUCACCUAG